AUGUCUAAAGCCGUCGGAAUCGAUCUUGGAACCACAUACUCGUGUGUGGCCCACUUUGCCAACGACCGGGUCGAAAUCAUUGCCAACGACCAGGGUAACCGAACCACCCCUUCUUUCGUCGCCUUCACCGACACGGAGCGACUGAUUGGAGAUGCUGCAAAGAACCAGGCCGCCAUGAACCCGGCCAACACCGUCUUCGACGCCAAGCGACUGAUUGGCCGAAAGUUCUCCGACCCCGAGGUCCAGAACGACGCCAAGCACUUCCCCUUCAAGAUUGUCGACAAGGGCGGCAAGCCCGUCAUCCAGGUCGAGUUCAAGGGAGAGCAGAAGACCUUCACUCCCGAGGAAAUCUCCUCCAUGAUCCUCGUUAAGAUGAAGGAGAUUGCCGAGGCCUACCUCGGAGGCAAGGUCAACGACGCUGUCAUUACCGUCCCUGCCUACUUCAACGACUCCCAGCGACAGGCCACCAAGGACGCCGGUCUCAUUGCCGGCAUCAAUGUGCUGCGAAUCAUUAACGAGCCCACCGCCGCCGCCAUUGCCUACGGUCUGGACAAGAAGGGCCAGGGCGAGCAGAACGUUCUCAUCUUCGAUCUUGGAGGAGGAACUUUUGAUGUCUCCCUGCUGUCCAUCGAGGAUGGUAUCUUCGAGGUCAAGGCCACCGCCGGUGACACCCAUCUGGGAGGUGAGGAUUUUGACAACCGACUGGUGAACCACUUUGUCCAGGAGUUCAAGCGAAAGCACAAGAAGGACAUUUCCACCAACCAGCGAGCACUGCGACGACUGCGAACCGCCUGUGAGCGAGCCAAGCGAACCCUGUCGUCGUCUGCCCAGACCUCCAUCGAAAUCGACUCUCUGUACGAGGGUAUCGACUUUUACACCUCCAUCACCCGAGCUCGAUUCGAGGAGCUGUGUCAGGAUCUGUUCCGAGGCACCAUUGAGCCCGUCGAGAAGGUGCUCAAGGACGCAAAGAUCGAUAAGGCUUCCGUGAACGAGAUUGUUCUUGUCGGAGGUUCCACCCGAAUCCCCAAGAUCCAGAAGCUGGUGUCGGACUUCUUCAACGGAAAGGAGCCCAACCGAUCCAUCAACCCCGAUGAGGCUGUUGCCUACGGAGCUGCUGUCCAGGCCGCCAUUCUGACCGGAGACACCUCCUCCAAGACCCAGGACCUGCUCCUGCUUGAUGUUGCUCCCCUGUCUCUCGGUAUCGAGACUGCCGGAGGAGUCAUGACCAAGCUCAUUCCUCGAAACUCCACCAUCCCUACCAAGAAGUCCGAGACCUUUUCCACCUACGCUGACAACCAGCCCGGUGUGCUGAUCCAGGUGUUUGAGGGAGAGCGAGCCCAGACCAAGGACAACAACAUUCUCGGAAAGUUUGAGCUGUCGGGCAUUCCUCCUGCCCCCCGAGGAGUUCCUCAGAUUGAGGUCACCUUUGACCUGGACGCCAACGGAAUUCUGUCCGUCUCCGCCGUGGAGAAGGGUACCGGUAAGACCCAGCAGAUCACUAUUACCAACGACAAGGGCCGACUCUCCAAGGAGGAGAUUGACCGAAUGGUCAACGACGCCGAGAAGUACAAGGAGCAGGACGAGGCCGAGGCCAAGCGAAUCGCCGCCAAGAACGGCCUCGAGUCUUACGCCUACUCUCUCAAGAACACUCUGUCCGAGGAGAAGUUCAAGGAGAAGGUUGAGGAGCCUGAGCGAGAGAAGCUCGAGAAGGCCAUCAAUGAGACCAUCGAGUUCCUUGACGCCACCCAGUCCGGUACCACCGAGGAGUACGCCGACAAGCAGAAGGAGCUGGAGGGUGUUGCUAACCCCAUUCUGAUGAAGUUCUACGGCGCUGAGGGUGGAGCUCCUGGAGGAGCUCCCGGCGGACCCGGAGGCUUCCCUGGUGCUGGAGCCGGAGGACCACCUCCCGGAGCUGGCGGUGAUGGUCCCACCGUUGAGGAGGUUGACUAA
Molecule: messenger RNA, 1950 nt
Organism: Yarrowia lipolytica CLIB122
Lineage: Eukaryota; Fungi; Ascomycota; Dipodascomycetes; Dipodascales
Biological process (GO): SRP-dependent cotranslational protein targeting to membrane, translocation
Cellular component (GO): cytoplasm; nucleus; plasma membrane
Molecular function (GO): ATP binding; ATP-dependent protein folding chaperone
Source: RefSeq, a predicted model, not a curated record